Echinops telfairi (small Madagascar hedgehog) is the source of this 1095-nucleotide messenger RNA. RefSeq lists its product as uncharacterized. The annotation marks the transcript as partial. NCBI's taxonomy places the organism in Eukaryota, Metazoa, Chordata, Mammalia, Afrosoricida, Tenrecidae. The transcript has a single exon. The record is from RefSeq and is a predicted model, not a curated record.
AUGAGCUCCCCAGAUGAGGUUUCUGGCCUGGGAGCGGGUCUGGACUCAGAGAGAGGGGAGCAGGGCGGCGUCCAGCAGACUGGCCCUGGAGGCCCACGUGGGCGUGGCCUAGGCCUUGGUCAGGGGCCACCGUGCAGCCGUCAGGGCGAGGGUGGGCUCCCAGCCCCCGGGGGCCUUGAGGUCAAGAAGGAAGUGGUGAAAGCAACGGGGGGCUUCCUGUGGGGUCAAGAAGGCCGAUCUGGCUCCGUGAAGUUCAGCAACCCAGAUGCUCUGGUAUACAGGCCCCGCUUUGAAGAACCUGAAGAUUUCGCAGCCCUCCUGCGGCAGGUGGUGCAUGUGGAUGAACACAGCGGGUUCGUGGGGAGGUCGUCGUCCCCAGAAAGCUGCGAUACUCACGAAUCCACCCUCUGGGCAGACCUGGAAAAAGGGCCUAUUGGCAGAAGCACUCCUGUCCCUAGCGAGUCUAGUACACACACCCUCGGUGUGUGCGAAGGAGGUCAGGCCUGGAGAACCCCUAAAAGCGGCCCGAAAAGCAGCUUCAGCACCACUAUGGAUCGCCAGUGGCCCUCGAUGGAAAGCGGGGCAGGGCUGUCUUCUGACUCCGAUUCCUCUGAUGAGUACAGUGAGGUACAAGUGAUAAGGGUGAGCAUUUGCCCCAAAGCCGCUGGCUGCCCUCAGGGUCUCGGAGAUGCACCCAGACCCCCGAAUCCCCAUGUCCCGGAGAACAUCUUGCAGGCUCCCAGCUCUUUCCUGGCCACCACGCCGCGGCGAUUCUUGUCGGCUACAGAAAGGCAGCCUGUUGAAGAGCUGGAGGGCUCUUCAAUCAAGAAAAUGCAGAGCCGCGCGGUCUGGGGCCAGAGAGGGCCCGGGCCCAGCUGCUCAGGCGCUACUCCUGCAGGUGCCUUUCCCCGGGUUUCGUCUACAAGGAAGGGAGGCCAGCAGAAGGCCUGCCCAGGCAAUGCCUCAAGAAUCAUCAUGCUGAGAAAACCCCCACCCUUGCCUUCGUGGGGGCAGAGGUUCUCCAGAGGUCCCCCGGAGCCAGCCACCUUGCCUCCCAUCUUUGGCAUUCCACUGCUUGUGAAGCCCAAGAAAGAC